AUGGUUGUAGAAAGGAUGGACAAGUUGCCUCCGGAACAUGUCAAUCAUAGCAAUGCAGGCCGGAUCGUUGGCGUCGUUGGCGUGUUCCACUUCAUCGCCCUGGCGUUCGUUUGCCUGCGUAUCUACGCCCGGGCGAUUGUCAUCGGGGUCUUCAAGGCCGAGGAUGUACUCAUCUCCAUUGCCGUUGUCAUCGCUCUGGCAGCAUGGAUAUGCCUAAUUCUACAAAUACCAUAUGGCCUUGGACGGCAUUUCCAGACGAUCGCACCCGAAGACCGGGUAGAAUUCGAGCGCAUCACAUUUUGGAAGACAGUCAUCUCCGACGGCGUUGCCAUGGGGCUGCUGAGAAUCUCUUUGGCAAUCAGUCUAUUGCGGCUCGGUAAGGACCUGAAAUGGUACCGAUGGUCACUGUAUGGAAUCAUAGUGUUCGUUACUGUGUACUCUAUCCAAGAAAUUGUUUGGCUGUUCAUCUAUUGCACUCCUUUCUCGGGGUGGUGGGAGUUCCAGUGGAUGAGCCCAUUUGAUCCUAGGUGCCGUGACUUGCACAUCUUCCUCGAUCUCGGAUAUUGGAAUAUUUCCUGCAAUAUUUUCACUGAUGUAUGUCUGGGAGCUUUGCCAGUACACAUCAUCCGGAACCUAGAUAUCAAGCUCCGACUUCGCGUCUACAUAAUUUUCAUCCUGAACCUGGGAUAUCUGUCAAUCAUCAUGGGUAUUCUCAAGGCGGUUUACAUAUACAAAACGGCCGGCAACCCAGACAAUAUUUUCGAUCAUUGGGUUCACGUCUGGCAAAAUCUCCAGCUCAACAUGGGCAUCAUUGCAGCAUGUGCGUCGUUUCUAAAGCCGAUAUUUGGACGUAAAUUAAAGAUCGACAGCUCGGCCGCUUCCUAUCACGAUUACGCCAACUAG
Messenger RNA from Colletotrichum graminicola M1.001, 903 nucleotides. RefSeq lists its product as uncharacterized. The transcript has 6 exons. NCBI's taxonomy places the organism in Eukaryota, Fungi, Ascomycota, Sordariomycetes, Glomerellales, Glomerellaceae. The record is from RefSeq and is a predicted model, not a curated record. Bases 1 to 903 code for a protein of 300 amino acids.